AUGACUUCAUCAAAAGCCCAAAAUGAAAGCAAUGGCACCAAAGCCAAAAAGCAAAUUUUGCUCAAUGCCUUCGAUAUGUUCACGGUUGGCCACCUGUCAUUCGGGCAGUGGCGAAACCCGAAGGACCGGGCCAAGGAUAAGCGCCGGGAUCUCACUUACUGGACCGACCUAGCCAAGCUCUUGGAUAAGGGGGGCUUCGUAGGCCUUUUCCUAGCAGACACAUUCGGUCCCUACGACACCAAUGGCAGCGGUGACGAAGAAUCUGGGCUUCGCGAUUACUACGUCUACCUCGGCCGUUUUGGCUGGAAUAUUGUGACUAGCUGGAAAGAGUCCGCAUCCAAGGCUGAAGACGCAGAGAACGGCAUCUACUCCGACUACUCUCAGAUCAGACCUAUUCACCACCAUGGCAAAUUUCACGUCGACGCGCCAUUCUUGACAGACCCAUCUCCCCAGCGCACGCCAGUUCUGUUUCAAGCCGGAACAUCGCCAUACACCAAGCUUAUGCGUAACAGAGCCGGAAUUAAGUUUGGCUCAACCCAUGCCGAAGGCAUCUUCGUCGCUGGUCUGUCACCUCAUGUUGUGGCACCUCGAGUCAAGGCUAUCCGUGAAGGCGCAAUCGCUGCUGGUCGCGAUCCCUAUUCUGUCAAGGUCUUCGCUAUGAUCACUCCCAUUAUCGGAAAAGACGAAGAAGACGCCAAGCGCAAGUACGAAGAAGCCCUGAGGUAUGUCUUGAUCGAGGGAGGUCUUGCUCAAUUCUCAGCUACGACCGGCAUCGAUGUUUCAAAGUUCGACCUUGACCAUGAGCUCACGGAAAAGGAUGUCGCAAACCAUUUGCAAAGGAUCCACUCUUCAUUGUACAAUCUGCGCUACCGCGGCGACGAUGUCCCCAAGCUGACACCUCGCAACUUGGGCACCGUCACGGCAAUCGGUGGCAAUGGAGCUAUGCCAGUUGGAACAGCCGCCCAGGUCGCGGACGUCUUUCAGGAGUGGGUUGACAUUGCCGAUGUCGAUGGCUUCAAUGUCGGAUACGUCAUCACUCCCGGCAGUUUUGAAGACGCCGUUGAAUAUCUCGUCCCUGAACUGAGAAGUCGGGGACUAUUGCCCGAAGCAAUCCAGGCGGAUGCUCCUGCGCCUACAUUCCGCGAGCAGAUCUAUGGUCUCGGACAGAAGGGACUGAGAUCUGAUCAUCCCGGGUUCAAAUACAAGUAUGACACCUAUGAGGAGACUGUUGCCAGGGAAUAG
Molecule: messenger RNA, 1242 nt
Organism: Colletotrichum chrysophilum
Lineage: Eukaryota; Fungi; Ascomycota; Sordariomycetes; Glomerellales; Glomerellaceae
Exons: 5
Coding region: 1-1242 (413 amino acids)
Molecular function (GO): oxidoreductase activity, acting on paired donors, with incorporation or reduction of molecular oxygen
Source: RefSeq, a predicted model, not a curated record